Messenger RNA from Penaeus monodon (black tiger shrimp), 453 nucleotides. Its product is annotated as classical arabinogalactan protein 9-like. NCBI's taxonomy places the organism in Eukaryota, Metazoa, Arthropoda, Malacostraca, Decapoda, Penaeidae. The transcript has 2 exons. The record is from RefSeq and is a predicted model, not a curated record. Bases 1 to 453 code for a protein of 150 amino acids.
AUGGUCGCCCUAAAAGCACUCCAAAGCAACAAUCGCAAGCAGGGACGUCGCCCCUUCCACUCCGCCUGCAAUUCCAUCAAUCCAGCACCUCCCCUCGCCGGCGCCCCUCCGCCCCCUUCCCAGCGGAAGGCCCAUCUGCCUGCCUCCCGGCCCUCCCCCUCGCCACUUCCAUAUGCUAACAGCUCCGCCUGCCACGUCGCCCCGCCCCCCAUUCUAGCCCCUCCCCCUUGUAGCCCUCUUUCUGUGAUAGCCCCGCCCAUCUACGAACAUCAUCGACGAUUACCAGUCACCGCCCACGCCCGCCAAAUAUGCGAUAUGUUAAUCUACCCACUCCCCUCGAGCUUUGCACCUGCACCUCCAUGGCUGGCACUCCAGCAUCCCGAUGACGAGGCCGUCGGAGGUGAUGCCGAAGGCGGCUUCCGACGGCAGGAAAUCCAACCCAGGACACGCUAG